Messenger RNA from Vitis riparia (riverbank grape), 366 nucleotides. Its product is annotated as aspartate and glycine-rich protein-like. The transcript has a single exon. The record is from RefSeq and is a predicted model, not a curated record. Lineage: Eukaryota; Viridiplantae; Streptophyta; Magnoliopsida; Vitales; Vitaceae. The coding region runs from base 1 to 366 and encodes 121 amino acids.
AUGACGGUGAUGAUGAUGAUGAUAAUCGUAACAGUAACGGUAAUGGUAAUGGUGACAAUAAAAGUCGGUAACGGUAACGCUAACAAUAUCGAAAACGGUAAUAGGGACGGUGAUAGUAACGGUGACGGUAAUAGUGACGAUAACGAUAAUAGUAACGAUGAAGGUGAUAGUAACAAUAUCGAUAAUGGUGACAGUAGCGGUUACGAUAACGGUAAUAGUGAUGGUAAUGGUGACAGAAACGGUGACAGUAAUGGUGACGGUAACGAUGACAAUAACGAUGACGGAGAUGGUGAGGAUAAAGAUGACGAUAACAAUGAUGAUAACGAUGAUGGUAACAGUGACAAUAACGAUGACAGUAAUGGUUAA